AAACUGCGCGGCCGAAAGCACGUUCAGGCAUUGGACACGGGCAAGACAAGGACAAAGUGCCCGCUGCAAAGGCGCGUGGAUCCACGCACUGGGAGCUCAUUCGCCACGCGAGCUCGCAGUCACCGGUCACGAGCUGCGCUUGCUGUGGACCGCCGCCCUUGGAAGCGUUCGGGACCCGGGCUUGUAAGAGAACUCCGCCCCCGGCACGACCUUCUCUGAGUUGCAAUGGCUGCGGCGACCGCGAGCGCACCGGCUGCCGCGAAGAGCACCGAGUCCAACCCCGCCAUGGACGUCGAGGUCCACUACGGUGACCUGCCCCAGGAUAUGAUCAACGAACUUCGUGACGUGGCCACCAAGGCCAUGAAGGACUCCAAGGACUGGGCUGACAUCGCCACCACCAUCAAGACCGCCUUCGAGACCAAGUAUGGCCCCACGUGGUUCUGCGUCGUGGGCAAGGACUUCGGCAUCACAGGAACCUGCGAGAUGAACCGCGGAGGCUUCGUCUCCAUAUCUGGGGUGGCCGUCGGCGUCUUCAAGUUCAAGUAAUGGCUCACUCUUGUCUUCUCCACCGCUGACGCGCAUGGGCAAUCCACCGAAAGCUCUCCUGGGGCCGCUGGGGACUGCACGCAUUGAUCCGGACACGCUGAAGAAGAAAAAUUGUGGAGAAAUAUAACCCGACUGUUUCUCA
This is a messenger RNA of Rhipicephalus sanguineus (brown dog tick), 688 nucleotides long. Its product is annotated as dynein light chain LC6, flagellar outer arm-like. Gene Ontology annotation, biological process: cilium assembly; microtubule-based process. The coding region runs from base 226 to 546 and encodes 106 amino acids. NCBI's taxonomy places the organism in Eukaryota, Metazoa, Arthropoda, Arachnida, Ixodida, Ixodidae. Gene Ontology annotation, cellular component: cytoplasmic dynein complex. The record is from RefSeq and is a predicted model, not a curated record. Gene Ontology annotation, molecular function: dynein intermediate chain binding; dynein light intermediate chain binding. The transcript has a single exon.